Monomorium pharaonis (pharaoh ant) is the source of this 1525-nucleotide messenger RNA. RefSeq names its product EKC/KEOPS complex subunit Tp53rk (gene Prpk). Gene Ontology annotation, molecular function: ATP binding; protein serine/threonine kinase activity. The transcript is spliced from 4 exons. Gene Ontology annotation, cellular component: EKC/KEOPS complex; cytosol; nucleus. Gene Ontology annotation, biological process: protein phosphorylation. Bases 244 to 939 code for a protein of 231 amino acids. The record is from RefSeq and is a predicted model, not a curated record. NCBI's taxonomy places the organism in Eukaryota, Metazoa, Arthropoda, Insecta, Hymenoptera, Formicidae.
GCUUCAGUCCGGUAACUUGCACUUGCAGUGACUUGUAUUGCUUUAUACUUCAUGCUGUUCACUCGCAUGCGUUUGUUCGCAACUAGUUCAAUUAAGAUAGGAAUAUGAUGAAGAAUCUCGUUCGGUCAUCGUGCAUCCAGAUACCACAGGAUUCGUUGUGGCGGAAAUAGAAGCAAGAUAUUGCGGACGCAAUAUUCGCGCAGUGUUCCAGUCGCUUCGAUCGACUUAUUCCCGGUAAUAAUAAUGGACUCUGAGUUGAUAGCGCAAGGCGCAGAGGCGCGUCUUUAUAAGGGACUCUAUCUGGGAAAGAUGUGCCUGAUGAAAGAGAGAUUCGUAAAAAACUAUCGACACCCAGAGCUAGAUACUCGCCUUACCAAGGAUCGCAUUAAAGCCGAAGCUCGCGCCAUUAUCCGGGCGAGAUCGGCAGGAAUAGCGACGCCGGCCUUAUACCUAGUAGAUCUAGAGCGACGCAGUAUCUAUAUGGAGUACAUAGAAAACGCUACAGUGCUAAAAAACUUCAUAGAUGAAAAUAUCUCGGGAAAGACGAACGUGGAUCACCUGGUGGACUUUAUCGGACGCGGGUUAGGUGUGCUGAUAGCUAAGCUGCACUCGAGGCACGUUAUCCACGGUGAUCUGACCACGUCGAAUAUAUUGUUAAAGAACAAGCCAGCCUACAGUGACUCAUCCGAAGCCGAGACACAGUUCAUAAUGAUAGACUUCGGACUGGCCCGAAUGGAUUCUACGCUGGAGGACAAAGCUGUUGAUCUAUACGUUCUCGAGCGAUCGCUGCUCAGCGCGCAUUCCGAAGUAUCAGAAUUGUUCAAUCGUAUUUUUCAUCACUAUCAACGGCAUUACCAGAAUAAAAAUCAAUGCGAGCAAGUGCUCGCUAAAUACAAGCAGGUGCAAGCGCGAGGACGCAAGCGCUUAAUGGUAGGCUAAACAACAGAAGCGAAUUCGCAAUCAGUUCUGUCAAGUUCUGAAGAAAAUAUGAAACGCAUUUUUAUGCAAUAUAAUUUUGCGCAGUUUUGUAUUAAUUAAAUGUAAAUUGUAAAUAGAUCUUCACUUUAUAUGCGAUUGAGAACAAAACAAAUUUGUAAAAGUUUGAUUGUAAUUCGAGUGUUAAAAUUAAGAUACAUAGGGCAAGAUUCAUGGUUUAAUCUUGGCUUCGAAAUUAUUUUAAAUCUAAUCAUGGAUCUUGAGAUUCUAGCCAAUGAAAUAUGUCUCGAGACGUAAUAUGUGUAUUUAAAUAAAACGAUCUUAAAUGCAAGAUCAGACUAUGAAUGUCAGUCGUAGUAAGAAGAUAAGAAGAUAUUCUUUAUACAGAUAAAUUAUAUUUAUAUGUAACAAUAUGUAACAGUAUACAAGAAGUCAAUAUAUGAUAUCUAUUGCGAAGGAAUGACUAUUGCAUACGCAUAAUGAGUUUGGCAGCAGCGAUGAUCCGUACGAAAAAGCUAUUGCUCUUUAUCCCAUGGUCUAUAUAAAUCAGUCGAAAUGCAAUCCCGAGUAUAUAAUAAUCCAAGUUACC